Molecule: messenger RNA, 1956 nt
Organism: Equus quagga
Lineage: Eukaryota; Metazoa; Chordata; Mammalia; Perissodactyla; Equidae
Gene: SHMT2
Product: serine hydroxymethyltransferase 2
Exons: 12
Coding region: 95-1609 (504 amino acids)
Biological process (GO): tetrahydrofolate interconversion; regulation of oxidative phosphorylation; L-serine catabolic process
Cellular component (GO): BRISC complex; cytosol; nucleus
Molecular function (GO): pyridoxal phosphate binding; protein homodimerization activity; glycine hydroxymethyltransferase activity
Source: RefSeq, a predicted model, not a curated record
UUCUGGCGCAUGCGCUCUCAGAUCAGUCUCCUUCCAACCGCUUGCUUCAGCCGGCGAUAGUUUGUGGCUGGACCUCCUGCGACCUCGGGUUGCCAUGCUGCCCUUCUCUUUGCUCUGGGCAAGUCGGCCUCUGCAGAGAUGUGGUCAGCUAGUCAGGAUGGCCAUACGGUGCCAGCACAGUGAAGUGGCCCAGACCCAAACUGGAGAAGCAACCAGAGGCUGGACAGGCCAGGAGAGUCUGUCGGACAGCGACCCUGAGAUGUGGGAGCUGCUGCAGAGGGAGAAGGACAGGCAGUGUCGUGGCCUGGAGCUCAUUGCCUCAGAGAACUUCUGCAGCCGAGCUGCGCUGGAGGCCCUGGGGUCCUGUCUGAACAACAAGUACUCGGAGGGUUAUCCUGGCAAGAGAUACUACGGGGGAGCAGAGGUGGUGGAUGAGAUCGAGCUGCUGUGUCAGCGCCGGGCCUUGGAGGCCUUUGACCUGGAUCCUGCACAGUGGGGAGUCAAUGUCCAGCCCUACUCUGGGUCCCCAGCCAAUCUGGCUGCCUAUACAGCCCUUCUGCAGCCUCAUGACCGAAUCAUGGGGCUGGACCUGCCUGAUGGGGGCCAUCUCACCCAUGGCUACAUGUCUGAUGUCAAGCGGAUCUCAGCCACAUCCAUCUUCUUCGAGUCUAUGCCCUAUAAGCUGAACCCCAAAACCGGCCUCAUUGACUACGACCAGCUUGCACUGACUGCUCGACUUUUCCGGCCACGGCUCAUUAUUGCUGGUACCAGUGCCUACGCCCGCCUCAUUGACUACGCCCGCAUGAGAGAGGUAUGUGAUGAGGUCAAGGCACACCUGCUGGCGGACAUGGCCCACAUCAGUGGCCUAGUGGCUGCUAAGGUGAUCCCCUCUCCUUUCAAGCAUGCGGAUGUUGUCACCACCACCACUCACAAGACCCUUCGAGGGGCCAGGUCAGGACUCAUCUUCUACCGGAAGGGAGUGCGGGCUGUGGACCCCAAGUCUGGCCGGGAGAUCCCUUACACAUUUGAGGACCGAAUCAACUUUGCCGUGUUCCCGUCCCUGCAGGGGGGCCCCCACAACCAUGCCAUUGCUGCAGUGGCUGUGGCCCUAAAGCAGGCCUGCAGUCCCAUGUUCCGGGAGUACUCCCUGCAGGUUCUGAAGAACGCUCGCGCCAUGGCUGAUGCCCUGCUCGAGCGCGGCUACUCACUGGUGUCUGGUGGCACUGACAACCACCUGGUGCUGGUGGACCUGCGGCCCAAGGGCCUAGAUGGUGCUCGAGCUGAGCGGGUCCUGGAGCUCGUGUCCAUCACGGCCAACAAGAACACCUGUCCUGGAGACCGAAGUGCCAUCACGCCUGGGGGCCUGCGGCUUGGGGCCCCAGCCUUGACUUCUCGUCAGUUCCGUGAGGAUGACUUCCGGAGAGUUGUGGACUUUAUAGAUGAAGGUGUCAGCAUCGGCUUGGAGGUGAAGAGCAAGACGGCAAAACUCCAGGAUUUCAAAUCCUUCCUGCUCAACGACCCAGAAACAAGUGAUCGGCUGGCCAACCUCAGGCAGCGUGUGGAGCAGUUUGCCAGGGCCUUCCCCAUGCCUGGUUUUGAUGAGCACUGAAGGAAAUGAGGCCCAUAGACUGGAAUCUAUUUCCCUUCCCCCUCCCUGGACCAGUAGAGGGCAAGGCCUAUCUUCCAAUUUUUUGCUGGGAGCGGGGGAAGGCCUCCCACUUGGGGGAAAAGCCAGGUAGAGUUCCCCUUCCCGGCAUUUGUAGCUGAGAAGAUUUCUUUUUGUAACAAGAGUUAGAAGAAGGAGGCUUGGGGCUUUCUGCCCUCCCUGCUCCUGCGUUAUCUCAGUGUUAUAGACUGCCCGCUCUUCCUGGAAAGGGGGAGUUACCCUUGCGAGCCAGAGGAAGGGCUGGGUAGGCACCCUCCUUUCUGUUUUUAGCUAAUAAAAUGCUAACCUGC